AUGCCUACUAGUAGAAAGUUGAUGAGACAUAUAUCUAAGGUAUCCAAUGUAGAGCAAAGGAAAUUAGAAUAUGAAUUUAAAUGUAGAUUAGCUGUAGACGUUUCUAAAAUAUUUGAGGAUAGACGGGAGAGAUUUCCUAGAUUGAUGAAAAAUUCCCAUCAUGUCAUUGCAACAAUCAUUGCCGUUUCAUCUGGAACUGUACUCAUUUCCCCGUCAACUUUGUUUCAUAACGCUCUAUUAAGACACCAAAUUAAGCUUUCAGCGUUGUCUCUAGCUUACAUAUCUGCAAACCCACUCGCUUUUGACAUCUUUGACUACAAGACAUCUAAGUAUUCUUUUACCAGAAUUUUUAUAUCUUUAAAAACUCUAUUAUCAUCGUUUCUCUGUCUCAAUCUUGCCGACUACAAUGUAUUGAAAUGUAUGCUUUUACUUUCAUUCUCAUCAUUCUCCUACAGUCUGUGUUGCAAAUAUUUGGCUAAGAGGGCGCUAAUCCCCGAGACAUUCGCCAUUUAUCAAUCAAAGUUGUCCUUAUUUAUCGCAAUCACUCUUCUUUUGGGUUCCAUAAAAGCUUAUUUCGUGACUAAUGACCUUAAAAAUCCUUGGUACCAAUCUUUGGGCUCAUCAGACACAUAG
Molecule: messenger RNA, 633 nt
Organism: Babesia microti strain RI
Lineage: Eukaryota; Apicomplexa; Aconoidasida; Piroplasmida; Babesiidae
Exons: 3
Coding region: 1-633 (210 amino acids)
Source: RefSeq, a predicted model, not a curated record